UAAUCAUCACCGCAAAAAGUAAAUGACAUGUAAAGAUGUUGUUUGUAUGUUCAUGACGUUGUUGUUUUCAGUAUUUUGUUUAUUUUGAAUCCACUUUAAUCCACUGUUCUGCCUCUGUGCAUAAGACAAUUGUAUGUUGUCAUGCCUGAGGCACCUCUCUGAAUGUAGACAGCUUUGUAUUGGCUGAUAUAGUUGACAUUUAAGCUGAAGGUUGUCAGGUCGGGGUUGCCAAGUCUACUUCCCCUAUACGGCUGAGCAACUUUUAAACUGAAUAAUUAUACCACAUAAUUUAUCAACUUGCUAAACGAAGCGACCUCUGUCACCACUUCAUAACAGUCUACUGUUGCUAUCCAGUAUAACUCGAAUUACAUUUUCCAUUGUCACCAGACAUGUUUCACAAAGGCUUUUGGGGGUGAUAUUUACAGCGGGCCGGGGUCUGAAAUGAGCUGGCAUAGCCAGUGGUGAUGGGUUGGUUUUUUGGCACCUAUUUAUAGUUCUGACUCUCCACAAUGUCCACUCACUGUAACUCGACUCCGUCUGUUAAGUCACACACGGGAGGGACUGGAGAAAAGUCAAGGGUGGCCUCAUCUCUACUCUACGCCUCUGCUCCGUGCCUGCCAGUGCCAGCCAUGAGAGAGCAGUGUGAUGGAGAGCGGCAAUGGACUACAGUUAUAUACGUAGCACGUUCUUGAAGUCGACUUUGUAACCAACCAAUGGGUUUUAUGUUGGAUACCUCACAAGAUUAACUCAUAUCCACCACAAAGGCUGCAAUCCGAGGAGGAGGACAACAGGACAGGAGGAGUAUGUACGGUAGUAUGGGGUUCAGUGUCUUGUUCAAGGACACCCCAACUUAGACAGACUGGAGCUAGACACACUCUUCAGUUGCUAGGUGGCUCCUUCACUUCCUACGUAGCCAGUCGGAAGGCACACUGGAACGUAGACAAACUCUUCAGUUGCUGGGUGGCUCCUCCACCUCCUACUUAGCCACCGUCACUGCCCACCCAGCGAGAUGGCAAUGGCCAGAGCCCCAGGAGGAGCACCUCCUGCAGGAGCAGCCUUCGGCACCUCCUUCAGCACCUCCUUCAGCAACCUCUUGGCUCCCCCAGGGCCCUGGUUCUUGGGAGACGUGAACAAGAAGGAGGGGAAAGACGAGGAGAAGGAAGAGGAGGAGGAGGAAGAUGUGGUGAUCUACGGUGGCAUCAGGCCGAGGAGCUCCCCCCUGCCCCGCCGGCGGUCCUGCGACUCAGCCUUGGACGACUGCCACAACCAACAGCCUCCACCCUCGCCCGGCCGGAGGGUCUCCUUCGCCGACGCCCGUGGGCUGCGCCUGGUGUCCAUCAGGUGGUUGACGACUAGUGGCAGUAAUGGCAACAGCACCAACGGCUGGGAUGUUACUGGCUGCUUGCUGGGCGGCUGGGGGGAGCCUGGAGGUCUCCUGCAAGAGGAGUACUCCCUGAGUACUCCCGCGUUUGAGCGUCCUCUCUCCCAGGACGAGCUCCAGAAGAGGGUGCUGGAGCAGAAGCUGGAGCUGGAGAGUCUCACGUUACUCCCAGGAACCACGACGUUGAGGGGGGUGGUCCGCGUGCUAAACAUAUGCUAUGGCAAGACCGUGUACGUGCGUGCCUCCCUGGACCGGUGGAAGAGUCACUUUGACUUGCUGGCUGAAUACCUCCCUAGUGCUAGUGCUGGGUCUGGCGAGGACAGCAGCAGCAGCAGCAGUAGCAGCAGCAGCUGCAGCACAGAGUGCUUCGCUUUCAGGCACACGCUGGUGCCCCAGGCGAGCCAAGACGGGGCCAGGCUGGACUUCUGCCUGCGAUACGAAACCGAUCUGGGAACUUUCUGGGCCAACAACGGAGGGAGUAAUUAUAUAGUGCUUUGUCACAAGAAAACAGAGAUGCCAAAGGGGAAGGGGAAGGGGGGUAGCAGGCCCCCAAAGAAAAGCUGCCUGAAGACAGUGAGCAAAUAUGCCAGUGUGAAUCCAAACACAAAUGAGGUCCCAGAUGAACUGAGUCCUGCCAAUGAUUCCUGUGUCAAACAGGACACACCAGCUGAGGCACAACACAAAGCUGAGCAGGUGGAAAAAUUAACGGAGGAGAGGAAGCAAAACCAUCGCAGAAGAAAACGACGACGAGCUGCCAAAGUAGCGCAGGUGCAGGACUACUUUGCCAACAAAGACACAGAGGACACACUCAAUGGAUCAGAGGGCACAAGUCCGUCAUCGUCAUCAGUUACUGACGUCAGCCAUCCUGAUCCUCAGAACAAACCAUCCAAUGACAAUGUGACAUGUCAAGAGAAAUUGGCUGAAAUGGCAGGAGCAACUGUUUCAUUAAACUCAGCACACGAUGAAACCACAUCAUUACCACAGGAUGAAUCAACUGUAAACAUUGGCAAAGGCUUGAAGAGUAAAAAGUUUCCUGAUGUUGUUCCUCAAACAAGUGAAAUGGAUUUGGUCUCAAAAGAUGAAAGUGACUUAAAGCCCAUCGCAAAGGAGGUGGACGUGCAUGUGAAAACAACAGAUGAUAAUACUUCACCACAGUCCGAAAACGCGGAAACUACCAGCAAGGCUAAUAAAAAGCCUCUCAAGAAAAACGUGGAGAAAAAGAGAAGCGAUGCAUCACUUGGAGGAGAUAUUGCAGAGGCAUUCCAGGAGAAGAGUGAAAAAGACAAAACCAAUGUCAGUCAUGCUAAUCUCUACACCUUUGAGACUGUGGUGGCUCCUCUGUAUCAUGAAGCAUUCACCAGGAUGGACACAAAAAGAAAACCUGAGAAUGAAAAGGAAUUAAAAGAUGAUUCAAAACAUGACACACAGGGUGACAUAAGCACCCUCCCUACCACAAAGACUCUUGAUAGAGACAGAGAGAAAGAAACAGAGACUAAAUCAAAUAUCACAGGAGAUAAACUCAUGAAUGACACGCUAAACAUAAACGAAAAUAAAAGUUCAUAUUCAGCACAAAAAGAAGAUGCAAUCUGCCUUGCCAAAAAGACAGAGCUACCCCAAGAGAUUGCACACACUCACCGUGGAAGCCUACAGACCUGUUCAUUUGAAGCACUCCAAGAUAUGGGUGACCCCAACCAGUCUUCUCUCCUCCACAAGAACACAGAGCAUCCACCUCUGACCGACCUCGCCCAGGGCCAUCAAAGAGACACAUCUGUGACUAAUCAUCCAUCAACCACAGAUACAGAGCACAUUAAAUCUGAACCCACAAACAUAAUGGACAAUAAUUCUUUAACUCGGUCAGUGGAUGUCAUUUCUGAGGUGGAAAAGUCAAAUAUGGAUGUACUGCUGCCACGUUGUUCACAAGGUCAGCUUCCCGUGCCUGUGGUUGACAGACCUCAACAGCCUCCCCAUGCGAAUGAGGAUGAGGACAUGGGCAAUGAUGAUGGUACAGUAGCAGCACGGCCUGACAAUGUAUCAGUGAUGUGCGAUGUGGAAAACGCUGCCCUUGAGGACUUACCGCAUACACAAACCUUAGAAGGUCUUGAGGAUAUGCAAAUGUUAGCCACAGUUGAAAUUGGACAUACUUCUUACUUUUCAAAGCCCACAAUCCCAGAGUCUCCUGAUGUGAAAGUAACUCUCCAAGAUCAAAACCAUCUGACCCAGGUGCAGAUUUCAGACCUCCCCUCCAAACAGAUCCUUGGUGAAGUAGAAAGUAAAAGUUCUGAAGAAACUCCUCAGAUGGCACCUGCAUUCACAUCAUCAAACAAUGCAAUUAUACCUAUUGAAACAUCUGGAAGAGAUGAGAGAUGUGAUAAGGAAGAAGCCAAUGUCAGUAGAGAGUGUAUUUUUGGAACUGAAAAAGAAGUCAUAUCACAUGGAACAUCAAAGUCCUCCUCAGCAGAGUCCUCUUUCCCCUGUGAAGACACCCAGAAUACCCAGGCUGAUCCACAUACAACACCAACCGCCAUUACACCCGUAGAUACUCACAGUAAUGCAGGGAUAGCUGAAGGAAACUGGAAUGAUAGUGGAGAAAUUCAAGUGUUGGAUAAUUUGCAUCUGCGUGAAUACAGAGAAGGUGAAGUAUCUGAACUCAAAGUCCCUGAAGAUGGCAGGCAGUCUAUGUCUGGACACAACACUUUUCAUUUUAGUGAAGAUAAUACAACAGAGUCAGUGAGCCAAUCUGGAAAAAUAUCUAAUUCUCCAAAUGAUGACAUUUCCCCAGUCAAUGUUCAAGAGAGCCCAGUCCUUCUAUCAACCCAUGGCGAAAAGGACCCAGGUCUGAUACCAACACUAAAUAAAGAUUCUCGGAUUUUAGGAUCCGCAAGCACCCAACUUGUCAAUGUCUCAGACACAGAGAAAAGAAUGGAUAAGAAAAAUAUGGAACAAGGACUAUCAGAUUUAGUAGUCUCCAUGGUAGACAUGGAAACAACCACAAGCCAUGUUGACACCAAAGGCACUGACAGAGGAAAACCAUAUGCCCCAAAGUAUAGCAAAUUGUCAACCAAACAUCAAGAGAACUCAGGUGGAGGAAAAUCUGAACAGAUGUUUCAAACUAAAGAUGGUGAAGUCAACAAAAGGUCAGCGGACUACUCUGAACCAGCCUCUAAUCCUGAUAGCUUAAUAACAGACAACAACAACCAGGACAUUUCUCACAGUUAUCUUCCUCUUGUCCACACUUCAAAUACCAGUAUCAAAACAAAUGAAAAUAUCACUCAGUGUGGUGAUGAACGCUCUGUACAGCCAGCUAAAGGGCAGGACUUCUUGGACCAGUCUGAAAAUACCCCACUCCCUGCGACAUUAACCUCUAUAAGAACCCCUCCUCAACCCACUGUCGUCAACCAGAAACCUAAAACUAUGUCAGUGUUGCCAUGCACUGAUGAAGACAUUGUGCAUAUUAUACAUGAACCAUUCAGUGCACCUCUACUCGACACAGCACUCGAAAAGAGCCUGGGUGAAGGUGAGAUGGAACUGCCAGCAUGCGAGCAUCCGCAUGGGGGUGACAUUGAUGAAGUGGCAGAGGCAUUCAGAGAUCUACAGAUAUCUGAGAUGCGCAGAGGUGAUAAGGAUGUGGUAAUCUCCAACGAGACUAAACUGUCUGCAGGAGGCCAAACAAACCCAACUUGUGAUUAUUAUAAGGUCAAUCCUGAGCAACUGGAGAGCGGUUUGGGAGAUAUAAAUGAUCAAAGGUGUAUUUUGCCAGCCAAACUCUUUGAGAAUGAUGGGGUACCCCUUGCAACACAUAGUAGCAAGGGCCCAGCUCUGUCACUGAUAUUAAACCCAGAUGAAACAACAUGUCUUCCGUCCCAAGAUAUCACAGAAAAACAACCGCUGCCUAUCUCAGACACAGAGGACAGGAUGUGGGAGAAAGAUGUCCAUGAUCUGUCUUUAUCAGAUUCAGACACAGGAUCUAUACAAAAAAUAAGCAACCUGGAUUCAAAAUGCUCCCAUGAAGAAGUAGAAGAAUAUUCUGGAUUUAUUUCGCAAAUUAUGAAUGAUGCACUUGGUGAAAGGCAAGCAGAAUGUAUGCAUUCAGGCACUAUUCCAGACAUAGCCGACAACAACCAGGACAAAUCUCACUGUCACAUGCUCCAUGCCAAAAUAUCACAAACCACAAACACGCCAAAUGAAAACAAAAUCCAGAGUGUUUAUGGAAACACUCUGAAACUAUUAAAAUCGCAAGAUAUUGAGCAGACCGAAAGUGCUGUCGGUGACGAUGACCUUGUUCAACCUGAAAAAGAAGACAAUACAUAUCCCAUGCAUGAAGAACCUAGUGUACAGGUUUCAGAGUUAGAUGAGGAUUUUAUUGAUGAAAAAACAGAAAUCAUGUCCCAAACUAUACACGAUCAAUGUAGUAAUGAAAUGCACAAGGGAUUGGUUCAACCAGCCACCAAUCCCGACAAUUUAACUACAAACCAAAGCCCAGAUAAUUAUCACACUCCUCUCCUCCUGGGCCAGAUAUCAGAUACCACACAGACAAGUGAAGCAGGAGCAAAACUUGGUCAAAAUAUUUUGUCAUCACUCAGCACAGAAGACGAGGAAAUAUUAAGUAUCACACCUGAGGUGCAUGAAACUCAAGGAAUCCCCUCAGUGCACACACACAACCAAACCAAACAAAAAAAAGAUGAAGAAGGUAAAGAAGAGUCUGAAUCAAUGGAUGAUUUUCUCGAUGACGUCAGUUCAACUCACCCAACCACCAAACAGUUUUUCGCCGACAAAAGUGAUGGAGGUAGCGAAACCACAGACGGCGUCAAGCUAUUAGAUAACACCACAAUGACAUCAUCACAUUCUGCCGAGUCUCUUCCCCUUCCGCAAACCAAUCUUCAGGAAAGUCCAGCAUUGCCCACUCUGUUGGGUGACUCUAGUGCUGAGCAUGGAGAAAAAGAGAGAAUGGAGGUAUGCAAAGAGUCAAAGACAGAACACUAUGCUGAUGAACAAUUAAUUGACCAGAGUGAGGACGUGUAUGAUGGAGAACAGCAGACUGACUCACAGGGUGCUGUGCUGGUACCUGAAUGCAGUGAUGCAGAUGAUGGUGCAACGGCGUCUUCUAGUAGAAUCAGUAGUACUGAAGUCUUGACUGGAGAUUCCUCAGUCACGACACACCAUGAAAGUCCCUGUGAGCUAGAUAAAGGAGAACUUGAAAGUAUGGAGAAAGUAAAAGAAAGUGAGUCGACAGAAAACGAAAAUGAUCUGUACCAAGAAGAGCACGCAGAGCCUAACGACUACAAUUACUGCAGUGCAAAUUCAGUUUGGCUUUCGAAAAAGGGCAGUGCUGAAGCUUUAGUAGACAGCAGCACUGACACAGGAGAUGGGGACAGCAAGGAGAUGAAUGGGCCUCAACAAGAAAUCCAGCCCACUGAUACAAAGUGUACAUCAGUAGACAUUAAUGCCAGAGAACCCACCAAAGAAGCAGCAGAGGAUGAUGGAGAUGAUGAUGAUGAUGAUGAUGAUGAUGAUGAUGAUGAUGGGGAUGUUGUAGGUGGCCAAGUGGAAAGCACUGGGGAGCUGGGAAAUAACCAACCAGAAGAACGGGCAAUAAAACAGAAGACUUGGAGUGCUGUCCUGUUCUCUUUAUUUCAACAGGAAGAACAGCCCAUCGAGCCCCUGGUUUGCAGAAUAGAGACCACAAGUAGCCAAGAGAAGGAUAUGAGAUGUGAGUCAGAAGAAGCAGUUCAGGGAUAUAAUGGGUCUGGAGAGGAUGGGCCUCAAGAGGACGCAGGAAGCGUUAACCAGGAGGGUGAAGAGGAACUAGGGCCGAGAGAAAGAUCCAACAGCCUUGAGGAAGAAAGGGGAUCUGAGUCUGAUAAUGCUGAUGAUGCAUCAUCCGAGUCUUUGUCGGACGAUGGGAUGGAGCUGUACAUGCACGCCUUGAGGGCCACCCAAAAGUCAAAGCAAAUCAAAGAUGGCAAACGACGCCCUCGUAAACGAGACUCAGGCGUCUCUGCGUUUAAAAGGCCGUCUAUCAGAAAGCACAGAGAGGCACUGCCAUCUAUUAGUGAAUCUGUAGAUGAAGAGGAUCAAGUGCCUGUGGACAGUGUUGUUGUUGAUGAGGAUCAACCCCCUGAACAACAAAACACUUCCCAGCAUUUGGUUGGAAAGAUAGCACCCCCAGUGGCCGUCUGUGAGAAUGCAGUAGAUACCACUGAAGUGAACUGGACUUGGUGGAGCGAAAGCUUUACUUUUCAAAACAUCUCAAGGAUGCUUUUGUGCAUGUUGUUGUUAGUGAUCUUUAUGGUGACGACAUAUUAUUAUGACUUUUUGGCUUGCGCUGUUCUUUACGUUCUUACUGCAUACUGGCUGUGGCGUCAAAGUGAGACACUACAUGUUGAUAAAUAGGAGAUCAAACUGGUCCACUUCAGGAAGACUAGGCCAGGGAUGACUGGAGCACUAAAAUACUUUUUGUUAUUGUAUUGUGGUGCAAACAUAAUGACUGACGUUUCGACUGACGUUUUUGACGUGCACUGCGGCGAAACGUCAGUCAUUAUGUUUGCACCACAAUACAAUAACAAAAAGAUAUCUGAGUGCUCCAGUCAUGCCUAGAAUAGUCUUUCUGAAGUGGACCAGUUUGCUUUCCAUUGUCUACCGUCCUGGACUGGAAGCACCAAGAAGGUUAGAGCGCAAGUGACUUCCUUUUUCCAUGUUAAAUAGGAGAUCUUAUAACGUGAGCAUACAACACGUCAGGUUAAACUUCUGGUUAAUCCCUUUGUUUUAUCAUUAAACUUUUCCAUAAUGAAUA
This is a messenger RNA of Engraulis encrasicolus (European anchovy), 8171 nucleotides long. RefSeq lists its product as uncharacterized. Lineage: Eukaryota; Metazoa; Chordata; Actinopteri; Clupeiformes; Engraulidae. Gene Ontology annotation, biological process: regulation of glycogen biosynthetic process. The record is from RefSeq and is a predicted model, not a curated record. The coding region runs from base 1010 to 7771 and encodes 2253 amino acids. Gene Ontology annotation, cellular component: protein phosphatase type 1 complex. The transcript is spliced from 4 exons. Gene Ontology annotation, molecular function: glycogen binding; protein phosphatase 1 binding.